Orcinus orca (killer whale) is the source of this 6719-nucleotide messenger RNA. It is a transcript of the gene MKKS, whose product is annotated as MKKS centrosomal shuttling protein. Bases 3 to 1715 code for a protein of 570 amino acids. Lineage: Eukaryota; Metazoa; Chordata; Mammalia; Artiodactyla; Delphinidae. The record is from RefSeq and is a predicted model, not a curated record. Gene Ontology annotation, cellular component: cytoplasm; kinociliary basal body; nucleus. The transcript has 4 exons. Gene Ontology annotation, molecular function: ATP binding. Gene Ontology annotation, biological process: protein folding; cilium assembly; chaperone-mediated protein complex assembly.
AGAUGACUCGUUUAGAAGCUAAAAAGCCCUCAUUCUGUAGAAGUGAGCCACUGACAAGCGAACGAGUGAAGGCCACCCUCUCUGUCUUGAAAGGCAUCGUCACAUCCUGCUAUGGCCCGGCAGGCAGGCUGAAGCAGCUGCACAACGGCCUGGGGGGCUCUGUGCGCACAACCUCCCAGUCGGCAGCCCUCCUCGCCAACCUGCCAGUCACCCAUCCCAUUUUAAAGAUACUGACAACUUCUGUGCAGAAUCACGUGUCCUGCUUCAGUGACGGCGGCUUAUUCACAGCCAUUCUUUGCUGCAACUUAGUUGAAAAUGUUCAGAGAAUAGGUUUGACACCGACCACUGUCAUUAAGUUAAAUAAGCAGCUUUUGAGCCUCUGCAUCAGUUACCUAAAAUCUGAGGCCUGUGGUUGUCGAAUCCCAGUCAACUUUAGUAGCACUCAGAUCCUCCUCUGUUUGGUGCGUAGUAUAUUAACAAGUAAACCUGCCUGUAUGCUCACCACAAAGGAAGUCGACCAUAUCAGUACUUUGAUUCUGAGAGCCUUUCUGCUUAUAAUUCCAGAAAAUGCCCAAGACCACAUCAUUUUAGGAAAGAGUAUAAUUGUCCCUUUAAAACAUCAAAGAGUUAUAGAUUCUACUGUGUUACCUGGAAUACUUAUUGAAAUAUCAGAAGUUCAAUUGAUGAAGAUAUUACCUAUCAAAAAAUCAGAUUCCUUCAAGGUGGCACUCUUUUGUGUGUCUUUAUCCGGAGACCUUUCUGAUACUGGAGAAGGAAAUGUGGUGGUGAGUUACGGAGUUUCUCUUGAAAAUGCAGUCCUGGACCAGUUGCUUAACCUAGGAAGGCAGCUAGUUAGUGAUCACGUAGAUCUUGUCUUGUGCCAAAAAGUUAUACACCCAUCUUUGAAGCAGUUUCUCAGAACGCAUCAUGUUAUUGCUGUAGACAGAGUUGGAGUGGCUGUGAUGGAACCCCUGAGUAAAGUGACAGGAACAAGGCCUAUUGGUUCCUUGGACUCAAUCUCUCCCAGUAGUUAUGGAAGUGUGAAAGAUUUGUGCACUGCAAAAUUUGGCUUCAAACAUUUUUUUCAUCUUAUUCCUAAUGAAGUAACUGUCUGCAGCUUGCUUCUCUGCAACAGAAAUGACACAGCCUGGGAUGAACUGAAGCUCACGUGUCAAACAGCACUGCAUGCUUUGCAGUUAACAAUCAAGGAACCAUGCGUUUUAUUAGGAGGUGGCUGUACUGAAACUCAUUUGGCGGCAUAUAUCAGACACAAGAUGCGUAGCGAGCCGGAAGGCAUUCUUAGAGAUGACGGAUGUACCCAGACAGAACUCCAGCUGAUCGCUGAAGCAUUCUGCAGCGCACUCGAGUCUCUCGCUGGCUCUUUAGAACACGACGGAGGUGAAAUUCUCACUGAUGGGAAGUAUGGACACUUUUGGUCAGUUCAGGCUGAUUCUCCCUCUGUUGUGAACUGGCCAGAUUUGCUUUCAAGAUGUGGCUGUGGACUCUACAGCAGCCAGGAAGAACUUAGCUGGUCCUUCUUAAGGAGUGCUCGUCUUCCUUUUGUGCCUCAAACCUGCCUUCCGUGUGAAGCCACGGACUCAGCUGGCAACCUGACCUUGGACUGUUUUACUGCAAAGCUUAGUGGCCUGCAGGUGGCUGUGGAGACCGCCAAUUUGAUUUUGGAUCUUUCAUAUGUCAUUGAAGAUAAAAACUGAUGUAAGAGAAUAGCAUGUUUAUAUUACAAAAAGAAAAACUAGUGACAUGUCAAUAAAGAAAAAUAUUGAGUGCAUGUGUUGUCUCUCAAAGACCUGUUCUGCAUAUUGGGAUUGAUGAUUCAUAAAUUUAUAGAUUCACAUAUUUAAGAAAAAAAGAAUUGAUUCUUGAAUACCACAUUAUUAUACCACAGAAUAAUAAAAAUAUGAAGCAUUGUUAAAGAUACGGUAAUUAUCUAGCAGUUUCCACAGAUACCACUGUACAUUGUUCUAAAUUUCUGUUCUCAUUAUUUUGACAUCAUUCUGAGAGCAUAACAGAAUUCUUUUUUAAAUCCUAUGUUCUUGUUCGGAUAUACUUAUUACAGAUAUUUUUUAGUUCGUAGUAAUUACAUAUGUUUAAAACUAGAUUCCAAAGUAUCACAAAGCAUCUAGUACAUACUGCUCAUUCAAAAGAAGUAUUCAAACUACGCAUUCAGUAAAAUUUCUGGGUUCUUUAACUGAGACUAUAUCAUUCACUGGUUGGGUAAUUGAUGUAGGAGCUGGUCUACCUACAAUUGCUAGUUUGUAUCACGGUUCUUCAUUUUUGUUAUUUUGAUGAAAUGUGUAAUCAAGGAAAAAUAUAGAUUUAUAUAGUAACUAAGCAGCAUAGAGAAAAGAAGUGGAAUAACUAUUUCUCUAAUUUAGUCAAGAGUGCCAAAAAGAAACUGGCACAGCUCUCAUAUUCAAAGUAAAGACAUGUCAUAUCAAGGAAUAUAAUUUGAAUUUUAUGCAAAUGCAAGAUGUAUUGAUAAAUUGAAGAAGAAAUACAGAAUGUAGCUAGAAGAAUCAGUAUGGAGCUGUAACAUGUUAUAGUAAACUUUAGGAAAACAUCUUGAACAGUUUGGGAAAAUUAAACAACCUAAGAGUCAAUGAUCAGAUCUAUAGCCGUGAUAGAGGGAGAUAGAAUGUUUAAGCAAUUUCCUCCAGUAUUCUUGUAAUCUAAAAGAAUUUUUAUCCUGAGCCAAAGAAGAAAUUGCAGUACAAACACAGCAGUGCAAUAUAUAUUGAAAAAUCAGCUACACUACAAGCUUCAUAAAAUAUUUCUCUAAAAUUUCAUGUCUUAUUAUUAGGGUCAGUCUGGCAGAGUGGUAGGCAGCCUCUGAGAUGGCCCCCAGUUACCCACUGCCUCCUAGUUUUCAGGCCCUUGUCUAAUCCCCUCCGUUGAGUGUGGGCUGGAUGUAGUGACUCCUUUGAGUUUUCCAGUUCUCAGUUGGUGAACAGGAGUGUCUUAGGGCAGUUAUCCUGUGCCUGAUCUAUCACUGUAUAUUGGGACAUAACUUGUCUUUGUGGGUCUACAGGUGGAGAGGAACUGUGCUCCAGGAGCUGCACCUAAAGAAUCACACACAGGGAGCCUCACCCACCCUGACCUGACUUCAGUAAUGAGAUUCUGGACUUUGAGCUGAUGUUGUAACGCCAUGAGAAUUUGGGGGAUCUGGAAAGGGUGUGAAUGUAUCUUGCAUGGGAUGGGCAGCCUCCAAGAUGGCGUACACACUUCAGGUGUGGCUGGGACCAAAUGACUAGCUCUUAAUGAGUAGAAUACAGCAGAAGUGAUGGGCUGUCACUUCCAAUAGUGGGUUGUCAAAAGAAGCUUCUCUCCUUAUCUGUCACUCGCUCACUGUGACGGAAACAAGCUGCCAGGUUGGGAGCUACCCUCAGGAGAGGCCCACGUGGCAAGGGACUGAGGGAGGCUCCAGCCAGCAGCCCACAAGGAACUGAAUCCUACCAACAAACACAAGAGUGAAUUUGGAAGCAGUUCCUCCCUAAUAGGCAUCAAGAUGAGUUUAGCCUCUAUAUCAUUGCAGCCUCAUGAGACACCCUAAAACAGUGGAUCUAGAUAAACCACUCCUUGAUUGAUUUCCUGACCCACAAAAUCUGUGAGAUAAUAAACUUUAAGUCAAGUUUGGGGUGUUAUUUGUUAUGCAGCAAUUAACACCUAAUAAAGGCAAGAGUAAAGCUUAUUUAUAAUUACAUACUGAAAAUUUGAUCACACAAGUGGAAAAAAGCAUUCUUGAUGCCAUGCCUUUGCAUUUUCACCAUCACUCCAAACAUAAAGGCAGGGUUCAUCACACAUGUUUACAAUGGGGUUUUUAUAUUCACUUAAGAAAGGGUGUCACAUAGAAAUAUGGGAAUUAUCCUGGGUUCUCAGGAUAGCCAUUUUUAGCUCUGUCAUUUUUUAACUUUGCCUUAAAAUUCAAUUAUAUUCCUUGGUGAAAUACCAGUGCUCUCAUUUUGAGUAUGUCAUAAAUUUGUUGAAAUAUUUUUAUAAAUUCAUGUUUCCUGAAAUUGUAUACAAUCCUUAGUAGAAAACACUGGAAAUUAAAAAAAAAAAAAAACUGUCUUAAUAGUUCAAGAAAAUCAUCAUUCAAACUCAAAUGGUAAAAUACGAGAUGAAAAUUCUUGAUGAAAAUAAUUUCAGAGGAGCUCAUUUUGACAGAAAUCAACAACAACAAACUAGCAGCUAAGUUAAGCCUUGGGCAUUGUUUGCUGACAAAGUAAGAUUGAAGUCUGAAUAUUGCAUUAUGUUUCCUCGGGCAACAGAACAGGAAGCCCUGAUAGCUACAAAAAAAGGAAAAGGAGAAUCAUGCAGAAAAGAAUGAAGUCAGCACUGCUCGAUACUUUUGUGGGACUCACAGGACACGUCUCAUGUUUUAUUAUUAUUAAUUAGUAAAGUUUCUUGAACCAUAGGAUUAGCAUCUUUUUAAUCAAAAGAGGUUAGGAUUUUGGCAGCAUAGAAAAAAAAUUGGAGAACUAACACAAAUUAAAAGACAUUUUAAGUCAAAAUACUCAUUUAAUCUUAUAAAUACCCAAUUCCUUAAUUCUUCCAUUUAUACUUGUAUCAGAGAAUCUUUAUAUGUUAGACAUUUAAAUCAACUGUUAGAGUGGAGUAUUUUCCACAGGAUAUUUAAAUUAUUAUUAUUAGUUCUUUUUUAUUAUCAUAGAUAUUCUUGAACCCAGUUUGUAUAAUCAAAACUUUGGGGGCAUUCACGUGAUAGAAGAGGACUUUUAAGUACCCUCAUAAGACCCAUCAUAUUCUGUAUUCUUACAUUGUUGAACAGUUUUUUGGAUAACUUUAAAAUAAAACAAUAUUGUUUAUAAUCAUAUAAAUUAUAUAGGUUACUAUUUAAGAGUAUCAUGUAUAAAAAUCACUCUCAUAAUCAAUGCAGGGCCUGUCAAAACAUCCAAUUAGGUUAUUCAUUUCUGGUGAUCUUUGGGGAAUAGCCAAGGAGACUAAACAUGUCUUAUAGGUCCCUGUUUCAGCUGUAUUGUAUAAAUAAAUCUAUCUCUUAAUCUGAAGGAAAAGGCAAGUUUGAACAUCUGAUACCUUUAUAAUUUUUUUUCAUUAGUUAAGUGUUUCCACUUAGUAACUAUAGUGUCCCAUAAUCCUUGGAAAUGUUUGCCAUUCACCUACAAAAUACAAUGUUAGCCUGUAUUUUUGGAUUACAAGUAGAUUUAUAUGUUUCUUUAUUAAGAAUAUAGUAAUACUCAUAUAAAAGAGAAUGCAAUCUCUGAAAACUAUUUGUAUAUGUAGAUCAACCCGUUUGUUGGAGAGAGAAUUAAUAGACUAGAUGUAUUAAAAGCAGUGGAAUACCAUUAUCUGUAAUAAAUUGUGACUUAAGAGGGAAAUGAAGCAACCUGACAAUGUUCUAUUAAGAAUUCACAUUGGGGAAACCUUUAUAAUAAACAUCCUAUUUUAUUUAACCCUGUAGCUUUUGUUUGAAGCAUUGUGACUUCAUUUUGAGAAAUGUCAAUUGAUUUCUUUCUGUUUGCCAGACACAAAAGUCAAUGGUGUUGAAGAUUUAAAAAAAAAGAUUUGUUCACAAUCCCUGACUUCAAGGAGUUGAUCAUCUGGCCGGCAAGACAUAUUUUUUAAGUAUUAUUUUCCUUUCUUCUUUCAUAACAUUUUGUAACAGUAGAAAUUUUGGAAAAUAUGAAUCUGACAUACACACACAAAACAAAAACAAAGUCAAGAGUAGUCCUACUACCCAGAGAUGACCACUGUUUACAUUUUAUGUGCAUCUUUUUGGUUUGUCCUCUGUGUACAGUUUUCCAAAAAUGUGAUCAUAUAGGAUGUUGUUUUAUAAUCUAUUCUUUUUACUUAAUAUGUCAUGAACAUCAUAAUCAUGUAUAAUAAUUACACAUUCUUCUACUACAUCAGUUUUAAUACCUGAAGAAAUUUCAGUUGUAGAGAUUACAGGCAUGCCUUGUUUGAUUGUCCUUCACUUUAGUGCACUUCACAGAUAUUAUGUUUUUUCAUAAAUUGAAAGUUUGUGGCAACUCUGUAUCGAGCAAUUCUAUUGGCCCCACUUUUCCAGCCACAUCUGCUCACUUUGUAUGUGUCACAUUUUGGUAAUUCUCGCAGUAUUUCUAGCUUUUUCAUUAUUAUUAUAUUUGCUGUGUUGAUCUGUGAUCAGUGAUCUUUGAUGUCACUAUUGCAUAAAGAUUACAACUCACUGAAGGCUCAGAUAAUGGCUGGCAUAUUUUAGCAAUAAAGUAUUUUUUAAUUAAGGUAUAUGCAAUGUUUCUUUAGACAUAAUGCUAUUGCACCCUUAAUAGACUACAGUAUACUGUAAACAUAAUUUUCAUACAUACUGGGAAACCAAAAAAAACUGUGUAAUUUACUUUAUUGCAGUUCUUGUUUUAUUGUGGUGGUCUGGAAUCAAACCCUCACUAUAUUUGAAGUAUACCAUACCUGUGUAUCAUAAUUUAGUCAAUGAGCUUUUAUUAAUAUACCUUUAGACUGUUUUCAGUUUUUGUGUUAAUACAAGCGACAACGCAGCAAACAUCUUGCAUAUAUCCUUUUCCCAGAUCCCUGAUUAUUUUCUCAGAGUGAAUAAAUAGAAUUAAGAUUCCUGGGUCCAGCUGUAUUUGAAAUGGAAAGGCUAUUAAUACAUAUUGUCUAAUUGUCUUCUAGAAAUGUAGCAUCAAUAAACUUCAACUACACUGUGUGAAAGCUCUCAUUUUUCUGAA